CCGGAAAUUGAAGUAAGAGUUACGCAACGGAAAUGCGGUUCUCUUUAUAGAAGCGGAAAUGGUGAGCGAACGUAUGCUAUAGAAUAGAAACAAUUCCAAUUUUAAUUAUGGCUGAAUUUUCGAACAAAGCGGGAAGAAUAGAAAGUCCAGCUAUGGGAUUUUCAGCUUCCGCACCAUUGGAACGAGACUGGUUUUUGGGCAUGCAAGAUAAAUCAAAAAGACAGGAUAUGAAUAAGGCUACCCUUGAAAGCGACACUGUUGAAUCCCCUAUCGCCAGGCAGAAUUCGGGUGCUGAAAUCGCAGAUCGAUUAAGUGAUAGAAGACAUCAAUCCUUACAUUUUGAUGAGAGAAAGCAUGAACAGAGUCCAAGAAAUUCAGAACUAGAAACAUAUUUUCGCUUACGAAGACAUCGAAACCUAAAUCGAAAGAAGCUAUUACUUAAAGCAUUCUUGUUAUCUCUGUAUACCCCAGCUCAAAUUGGCAUUGUGAGUUUAGUUCUACAGUAUAUGCAGUGUUCUAAAGGCCUAGUUUUAUUAUUCUUCAUUAGUUCUUUGUUGUUUGGAAUUGCUCGUUUUUAUUGUCAAUACCGUGCGUGUUUGAUUCCAAACGAAAGUAUAAUUAACGGUAUGUAGAGAAACUACAAGACGAAUUUUGGGAGGAAACAGCAAAGGAGCAUCCAAACUUAGCUAAACUGGCCGCUCUUGGAGGGAUUGAAGCGCUUGAUAUUGGUGCUGCACAACCGGAGAUAGCCAAACAUCAGGUCACUGAAAAAAAGCAUAAUUGACAUUGAAUUAUAAAGGCUCAAUUGAAAUCAGUGGAGAAGAUAUGGGUAUACUUAUAACUAGGCUCGUUUCAUCGACCAUGAAUUUCAUGAAUAUGAGUCGGCAAAUGCAAAGGAAAGACAGGUUGGUCUCCAAAAUGAUUCAAAGAUCUGAAAGAAAAGCGGAUUAUCUCUUAGUUUUCUUCCUUUUACUGUAUUUAUUUAUUACUGCAUAACAUUUUAUAUCGUUAAAUUACUUACAGAAAUGUUACACUUCAC
Molecule: messenger RNA, 1039 nt
Organism: Schizosaccharomyces cryophilus OY26
Lineage: Eukaryota; Fungi; Ascomycota; Schizosaccharomycetes; Schizosaccharomycetales; Schizosaccharomycetaceae
Exons: 2
Coding region: 108-632 (174 amino acids)
Source: RefSeq, a predicted model, not a curated record